GUUUUUAGGGAGCGGAGUGCGGGGAAUGGGUAGCGAGCGUACGGCGUCGCGGGUCAUGACGCGUCGAGUGACGUCACCGCGAGGGUGGAAGGUGCGACAGCCGCCAGCACAAGGGUACUCACCCCCCAGUGAAAGUCGGCUCGACGGCGUCAGUACAACCUUACCAGUCGACGCGAGUCGACGCGUUAGCUCUCCCUAUUAAGUUAUCGCCGAUCACAUUAUACCUACAGGACGUCUAAAUAACUUAGAAAAAGGUUUUUUUGUAAAUAAAUUAAGUUUAAUUGCAUAUAUAUAAAGUCUUGAUUGAGUGUAACGAGAUUUCCAAAGUUUUGUGCAUUAAUAUCCACUUUCGUACUACAUUGUUUUGAAUAUCAAGACAACUCACUUGAAGCGACGAUGCACGAAGGCCGCUAAAAAUAACUGGGGUUUGCGUGCUCGAGUCUUGUUCGCUGCGGCCGGCCCGCUUUCUUACUCCCUACACUAUUUCUGUCUUAUAGGAAAGCAAUAAGAUAUUUUACAUGAAAAGGAACAUCACUAGAAUCCGAAUGAGUAGACAAUGAAAAAAGUGCGUAAGAAAAAGUCUGUAGUCGCGACGCGACAGUGACUUAUGGUGUUUAGUGCUUGUAAAUUUUGUGCCUGAAACCAGGAAGCAUCAUAUCUACAUAAGAAUGGCGCUUGUAAUGCUGCCUUGCGACCUACCCUGGUGGACGUCUGUUCAACGACAUCUCAAACAUCUUCUGGUAGCUUCUUCGCCAACUAAGCUAACAGCAAGCAUGUUGAAAAUACACGACAUGUGCAAUAUCGGGAUAGAUCCGGACGAUGAUAUCAAGGAUCCAGAUCUAAUGAAAGGCUUAGAGCAAUUCCUCGAAGAGGAGAUGAACGAAGAAGAACGGUCGCAUUUCUUAGACAAUACUGUUAGGAUUAUGGUGAAUAGGGCACUGCACCUUAAAAGAUGGCGCCCGCCAAAGGGACUGAUGUUUAGCUUACAACAACAAAGUGACGUUACAGAACUAGAUUAUAACUUUGUAUCGUCGCUAAUCGCUCAUGCCUUAUUCUCCACGUUUCCGAAGAGAACGCUCAAGACUCAUCCCACAUUACAAGACUUUAAUUUUACACAUUUUUUUAAGAAUUUACACAGAAAAUCGCAACGGAACAAGUUAAAAAGUUUAUUACAUUACUUCGAGUGGUUGGACAAACACAAUAAUGAAGGGUCCAUAAAAAUUAGUCGGCAGGUAAUGACAUCGAAACAAUGGUUGACCAUAGAAGACUGGUUAGAAUGCACGUUGCCGCUGUGCAAGCUGCUGGUUAGGCACGAGGGACGACCAGAAAGAUGUGAGAACGAAGACGCCAUUAGAGUGUGCUUCGCUACAAGCAGAAUCGGGGGCAACAUACUAAUCGACGGAGAAUGUCAGGAAUCACUGUCGAUGUUCAUGAUGCCAGAGCUAUUGUCCACUAUGCUAUCAGUAGAAUCUCUCGAAGAUAAUGAAGUUAUUAAAGUGGAGGGAGCGAGAAUGUUCAGCAGAAUAUACGAUAGAAAACAAAAGGCUACGCUAGAACUACUCGAAGAACCUAAAAAAGUAACGGUGUGUCUGAUGGAUGCAGAAGACUACAGCAGUCUCCCGUUAGGUCAGUGGGAAGAGGACAAUGUACUACGUGAACUAAACAAGAGUCUGCUUGCGUUCCAACAAACACCGAUGAAAAGUAAAGACACCAUUCGUCACGAGAGACGCUUGUCGCCUAUAGGCGAAUCCUUUAGCCACACGCCACCAGAAGUGGAAGCCACGGUGGUCAUCAAACAGGCUUCAUCCUGCAGCACCAUCAACACCAACAGCAGGAGCCCGUCGCCGCAGAACUACUGCGCAGCAACCCUCAACCUCAACGACCCCAGUGUGGAACUGUCUAAGCGUAAGUGCUGGCUGUCCCCGGACGGUGGGAUGUUGAACAAUCGCCGUGGACGAUUCAUAGUGCUCGGCUCGUCCGGGGAAUGUUUGCCGGUGACCAGAAGCACGGGCAACGACCAAGACACGCAGGAGGACAGCUUGUAUUCGAGCUGCAACUCCAGCGAGGACGAGUAUCACAGUGCCAAUGAUAGUUUUGAUUACGGUAGUGAAGACGAAGGCAGAGGGGAGAGCGCCCGCCCGAAUUCAUUCCAGUAUAACAAAGAAUUAUCAACCGAAGAGAAGAGGAUUUCGUUUGCGGAUAAACUCAAGGAGGCUUUGCGGAGAGAAGCUGAGGACUCUUGUACUAGUAGCAACACCGGGGACUGGUCCACGGACAGCUCUAGCUAUGCUGUCGGCAUUAGCAUCUCGGGAGCUGGAAUUAAUGAUAACGAAAUAAGAAUAAAGCGCGGCGGCUCAGGGGGCUUCGUGCUGACGGACAAGGAAACGACAGUCAACGGCGACUUAUCUCCGAGACGAAGGCCUCUCGGGAGGAAGGACACGGGAAACAGUUCUAAGUACAGUUUCAGCACCGAAUACACAUCAGAAUUGGAGGAAGUUUACGAGCAGUUCAACCAAUGGCUGAACGAUCCCAUAAUGGACGCGGGGUCUGGAGAACACAAAGCACGAGAGUUGGACUCUCGCGACUUGGCUGUCAUAAGAUUCGCCGGCUCUCUCUUGAAGCGUACUCUGAGUGAGUCAAUGGCGAGCGGUGCAGGCGGCGUCGGGACGGAAGGUGCAGCGGAGGCUGCGGAGCUUUACGGACGUGACGUCAGAGACAAGACUCCCCGGCGGCUUGCCCUAGCCGCCAGGUCACUCUCACUCGAACUGGCCCGACACAGACACAGACUCGCUGCUCAGCUGUUAAGCCAAUUGGCCCACAAGAUCGUGUCGGGAAGUUCGUCUCGGCCCGUGGCGACCGGCAACUGGGGCUGCGGUCACCGGCAGCGCGGACACCCACAGCUCAAGCUGUUGCUGCAGUGGCUCGCCGCCAGCGUCGCCGGUCUCCCCGCUCUCAUAUACUACACCUUCGGAAACGAGAAACUCUAUAAGCUGGAUACCGUAGUUCGAGUUCUGGUGGACAGAAAGUGGACAGUCGGCCAGUUGACUCGAGCCGUGCUCAAGUUCGCGCGUCUGAUCAUACACGAGCCUCACGUCAUUCCCGACAAGCACUCACUCUUCGACGAACUCAUCGGAAUCGAGAAGAUACCGGACGACACGUAGUCGACCCUAUCGCAGCGACAAUAAGGUUCAUAAUUAUCUACCACGGUUCGAACUAACGAUUCGGAUCAUUUUCUAUUUUAUUACAAAGACAAAAAAUAUGUUGUAGGCACGAAAAUAAUACGUUUAGCUUUCAUUUAGUUACACCACGAUGCAUUUAUUUGUAUUUUAAUAUCUAAUAACAAAAUAAUGUGGUUGAACUGUGUCUUAUUUUACAUGUCUGUUGACUUUUAGAUACUUUUUACGACAUAGUCACGAAAGCAAUACUAGUUCGACUCUAUAUAAAUACAAACUUUGAAAUGUAUUUUUAUACAAAAACUAUCAAAUUAAAACCAUGUAUGAAGGUUUCUAAUUUAUAAGUUUUACUACAGAGCUGUUAGUAGCUUGAUAUCACUAUUUGAUUUUGUUAGCAUCUAUUAAUUUACAUCCCAGAUUUAUAAAUGUUAAUUUUAAAACUACACAUUCACAAAUAUGCAGCUGUAGCAAAUACUUACAACGCGGUUUUGUUACUUAUCAUAAUAAUUAUCACUCUUAUAAUCAUUUUCAUCGUAGUUGUAAGAGAAUAUUAUACAUAUUAUAGUGCGUUUGAUUUGUAACAUCACACAUCAAUAAAUAUUAAUAUCAAUAAAGUCUACAUUCGACAAAGUCUUCCAUCGCAUGAAUCUCGAUGUGUCCAAAGUUUAAUUUUACCAAACAUGUGGGUGGGAAAUAAAUCAAUUGCGUCGAA
Messenger RNA from Bombyx mandarina (wild silkworm), 3885 nucleotides. RefSeq lists its product as uncharacterized. Gene Ontology annotation, biological process: nucleotide-sugar metabolic process; ATP generation from poly-ADP-D-ribose; carbohydrate metabolic process. Gene Ontology annotation, molecular function: poly(ADP-ribose) glycohydrolase activity. Lineage: Eukaryota; Metazoa; Arthropoda; Insecta; Lepidoptera; Bombycidae. Gene Ontology annotation, cellular component: cytoplasm; nucleus. The record is from RefSeq and is a predicted model, not a curated record.